This is a messenger RNA of Phytophthora nicotianae INRA-310, 992 nucleotides long. RefSeq lists its product as hypothetical. The coding region runs from base 84 to 848 and encodes 254 amino acids. The transcript has a single exon. NCBI's taxonomy places the organism in Eukaryota, Oomycota, Peronosporomycetes, Peronosporales, Peronosporaceae. Gene Ontology annotation, molecular function: lipid binding. The record is from RefSeq and is a predicted model, not a curated record.
AGACUCUGGGCCUCGACGUCAGGAGCUGUCAUUAUCAAAUUCGCUUCGAGCAACACACACCCACCCAUAAAGACAGAGACACAAUGGCCUUUGAAAGCACCGUGGAGAUCACACGCGGCGGUGUGGAGACCAAGCAGGGCGCCCCGCAGCAGGAAACGCCCGUGGCCGACGACUCGUCGGCUAUGACCUUCGCUAUUCCGGCUCCUAUCGCGUCAGUGCGCGCCAACAUCGCGGCGUUCGAGGAGGACAGCAUCCGCAAGCUGCUUACACGCUACGAGGGCGCUGACGUCUUGCCGAAUGGCUGGCGCGAGGGCCCGAGCAACAAGGGCAUCCAGGUCGUCUACGGCGAAGUGGCCGGCAAGGGCAGCGAAUGGUACACCAUGAAGACGACAGGCAUGCUCCACGUGAGCGCCACCAAGGCUGCGCAGAUUCUUAUGCGCUGCGACAUGGUGCCUAAAUUCGACGAGAUGACGAAGGAGGUUAAGACUAUGGAGAAGCUCAGCGACGCCUCCGAGGUGCGUCGUGUGACGGCCAAGUCAGUCAUGUUCACGGCGGCGCGCGACUUCUCUGUCGUGUCGACCUACCGUGAGGAAGCCAGUGGCCGCAUCCUCAUCGCCACACGCUCAGUCGAGUACGUGCCCGAACGCAAGGGCUACGUGCGCGCUACCAUCCUGAUCUCGGGCUACGUGGUAACGCCACACCCGACCAACCCCAACAUGUGCGAGAUGAGUGUGAUUGCUCACAUGGACCUGGGCGGCAACUUGCCGGCUAUGGUUGUGCGUUACCUCGGUCUGUCCGCGCCCAUUAAGCUCGUCGAGAAGAUCCACGAGAUCACUCUGCGGGCAUAGAGCGCCGAUGCGUAACUCUUCCUCCAGAUUAAAACACAGUCAGAUAGCAUGUACCAAUAGUAAGCUAACCAUCAAGAACAACGUGGUUUUCCAAGUUUUAUCGAUUUUUUUGCCUUCUUGGGUGAGAGUCCUCCCCAUCCAACC